AUGGAUAACGUACUCGCCAAACCUGCAGACCUCUGCUGUCUCAAAGGAUCGUUUCAUUCCGGAGAAGCUACUGGUUCUACAAUCCAGAUUGACGGUAUCGACACUUAUGUAGCCAAACCUCAUCCCGACAGAUCCAAUGGGAACAUUCUUCUUUUCUUUCCAGAUGCAUUCGGGCUGCAUACCAAUAGCUUCCUUAUGAUGGAUGCUUUCGCCGAGUGCGGGUACCUCACUCUUGGUGUCGACUACUUCCUUGGUGACCCUGUCACAAAACACUCCUUGACACCGUUAAGUGACCCAAACUUUGACUUUGAGUCUUGGAAGAACAAGCAUCUCAAGGCAUCGGAGGAGGCUGCUGCCAGGUGGGUCAAGGCCGUGAACGCGCAGUACGGCGGCAGUAAGGACGUUAAGUUUGCUUGUGUUGGCUACUGUUGGGGUGCACGCUUCGUUUGCCAACAAUUGUCUGCAGAUGGGAUCUGUAAAGUUGGCGCCAUCGCCCAUCCUUCAUUCCUAACAGAAAGCGAUGUCUUUCACGUCCAAGAGCCUAUCUUCUUCUCAGUCCCCAGCACAGAUAAGCUUUUCCAGCCAGAGCAGAGAAGCAGGACUGUCGAGAUACUGACAGAAAACAACAAGCAGUUCAACAUGCAAGUCUUUGCCAACGUUGGACAUGGCUUUGCGUCGCGAGCUCGUUUGACUGACCCUUAUGAGAAGUGGGCUAAGGAGGCGAGCUUCAAAAGCUUUGUUGAAUGGUUCGACUUUUGGAUGGAGAAGAGGUAG
Molecule: messenger RNA, 774 nt
Organism: Fusarium fujikuroi IMI 58289
Lineage: Eukaryota; Fungi; Ascomycota; Sordariomycetes; Hypocreales; Nectriaceae
Product: related to dienelactone hydrolase
Exons: 5
Coding region: 1-774 (257 amino acids)
Molecular function (GO): hydrolase activity
Source: RefSeq, a predicted model, not a curated record